This is a messenger RNA of Stegodyphus dumicola, 322 nucleotides long. RefSeq names its product Crustacean cardioactive peptide (gene CCAP). NCBI's taxonomy places the organism in Eukaryota, Metazoa, Arthropoda, Arachnida, Araneae, Eresidae. The record is from RefSeq and is a predicted model, not a curated record.
CGUUAAUGUUUAUUCUUUUUCUUCCAGAUUCUUUAACAAAAUGGUCAACUCAACGUGCUUAGCUUUCGUCACUUUAUCAAUUUUGGCUAUCGUUUUCACAGUUGCAAGCGAUUCUCUGGAUCAGGACAGGCUUGAUCUACCAGUUUUGCAGAAGCGCCCCUUCUGCAACGCCUUCACUGGAUGUGGAAGGAAAAGAUCCAGCCUCAGAUCUGACGACGCCAGUGAAGGACUCUCUGGACGAUCAGGAACUCAGAACAAGCUGUACGCUUUGCUCCAGCAGAGAAUGGCUGAGAUUGAAGCAUUGAGGGGGCUUUUGGACGAG